Closterium sp. Naga37s-1 is the source of this 777-nucleotide messenger RNA. Lineage: Eukaryota; Viridiplantae; Streptophyta; Zygnematophyceae; Desmidiales; Closteriaceae. The record is from the annotation of a GenBank genome assembly.
AUGCGGGCCGCGGGCCCCGGGCCGGGGAGCGGGGGCGCGCGGCCGGCCGCGGGCCCCGGGCCGGGGAGCGGGGGCGCGCGGCCGGCCGCGGGCCCCGGGCCGGGGAGCGGGGGCGCGCGGCCGGCCGCGGGCCCCGGGCCGGGGAGCGGGGGCGCGCGGCCGGCCGCGGGCCCCGGGCCGGGGAGCGGGGGCGCGCGGCCGGCCGCGGGCCCCGGGCCGGGGAGCGGGGGCGCGCGGCCGGCCGCGGGCCCCGGGCCGGGGAGCGGGGGCGCGCGGCCGGCCGCGGGCCCCGGGCCGGGGAGCGGGGGCGCGCGGCCGGCCGCGGGCCCCGGGCCGGGGAGCGGGGGCGCGCGGCCGGCCGCGGGCCCCGGGCCGGGGAGCGGGGGCGCGCGGCCGGCCGCGGGCCCCGGGCCGGGGAGCGGGGGCGCGCGGCCGGCCGCGGGCCCCGGGCCGGGGAGCGGGGGCGCGCGGCCGGCCGCGGGCCCCGGGCCGGGGAGCGGGGGCCCGCGGCCGCCGGGGAGCGGGGGCGCGCGGCCGGCCGCGGGCCCCGGCCCGGGGAGCGGGGGCCCGCGGCCGGGCCGGGGAGCGGGGGCGCGCGGCCGGCCGCGGGCCCCGGCCCGGGGAGCGGGGGGGAGCGGGGGCGCGCGGCCGGCCGCGGGCCCCGGCCCGGGGAGCGGGGGGGAGCGGGGGCGCGCGGCCGGCCGCGGGCCCCGGCCCGGGGUGCGGGGGGGAGCGGGGGGGAGCGGGGGGGAGCGGGGUCGCGCGGCCGGCGCGUAA